CUAGCAACAUCGAAUUUACAGUUUUCAAUGGUGGAUGCGGCAACGUAUACGGCUUGUCACUGAAUUUAUUGAAUUUUUAGAGUAAUUCCCUUGCUAAGUAGAAGUUUAAUAUCUUAUCAAAAUGCGUCGCAGCAUGGGCCGUCGUGGUAAUAUGAACAAUACGGGCGGAGGACCGCUGAUGACCGAACAUUUACAGGACAUUGAUUUGGAAUUGGAGUUGCUGAAACGCAAGCGUGAGAUGAUUGAACAGCAACAACAUUUGCUGGCUAUGGAGCAACAAUUCAACUCAUCGAGACAAUCGUAUGAUCCAAUGCGAUAUGAUGAACCAGCACAGCAUGGUUCCAAUCGCGAUUUUACGCAUUUGUACGACUCCGGACCCAAAUACCGCAACCAGUAUGGCAAAAAACGCCAACCUGAAUUUGCCUGGCAAUAUGAUGGUUCUCCUAAAAGAACCGCACCACCAGCUAAAAAGAAAAAUCCUCAGCCCCCAUUUAACCAACAUCACCAAAGACCUUUUUCUGGUUCUGGCCAAGGUUCAAAGUAUCCCUCUAAAGGGCCUACGCCUCUCAUGGAUAUAAAGGUAAAACAAUCUAUAGGCCAACGGAUUGCGAACCAGAAACCUCCACCGAAGGCACCCCGUAGAGACUUCCCUCAGGGCAAAGUGUCAAAGCCAAAAGCGCCCCCUGCUCCUAACAAGCUGGCGUCCCACGACGUCGCCAAGCGUAAGGCUCUGGUGAGCGCUGCGACCGCGGCGGCAUCAGAUGCGGAUGUAUCGCGCAUGCUGCUGCCUGACCGCGUGCCCACGCAGCAAGUCAGCGGGCGCUUGGAACUGGCUUUGGGCGCGAUCAUGAAAAACAUCAGGGCUCUGAUCGAUAAAAACCCUGAGUACGGCUCUGUGUUACGCUGGGUCCAGCUGCAGCGUGUUAUGAAACAGGCUGUGAGAGAGCGUAUCCGGACCGUCAUGUUGGGAAAAGUGGUCGGCAGCCUGAAUGAAAUCCUUGCCGUGUACAGGGAGGAGUUCCCUGAAGAGACCGAUAUUGAUAUAGUAAAUAUAGCCCUCGAAGCCGGGGGGGUCGCACACGAGGAGCCAGAUAACAAUAUUAAGUUCAUUGAAUCAGCGGAACCAGAGAACUUCUACAAACUCAACAUGAGUUGCGCCAUCGAAUCGAAAUUGUUUGAAAUGUUUAACAAACUUGAAGAAAUGUAUGGACAGCCUCAAAAACACACGCUAGGAAAAGUCGAAGGGAUGUCAGGGAAAGCCGAAGAGACGCCAGGGAAAGCCGAAGAGACGCCCGGGAAAGCCGUAGAGACGCCAGGGAAAGCCGAAGAGACGCCAGGAAAAGCCGAAGAUUCGCCAGGAAAAGCCGAAGAGACGCAAGGAAAAGCUGAAGAGACACCAGGAAAAGCCGAAGAGGCGCCAGGAAAAGCCGAAGAGACGACUGGGAAAGCCGAAGAAACUACACCUACUAUUGACCUUCCAAAAGAAGCCGAGAAAAAUGCUAAAGCCAAGGAUGGCCCGGAAGAGCAUAAAAAGUUUAUGAACACUGAAAUUAAAGUGUUCGAAAUAAAACGGAUUUUACCGCGCAUAAUGAAGAGAUAUAUUCCGUACAUUGUCAAGCUCUUAAACGUGGAUGCGAUGUACCAAACUACGAAGGCAGCCAUAACAAUGAAAGCCUGUCAAAAAGCGUCGGCAAUCUUCGUCAAACAACUGCCUGAGGAAGUCCAGAGUGAUGUAAAGGCUACGGCUCAAGCUCAAGAGGCUCCCACUGAAGAGCGCCAGAAUAUGUACAACUUGCCUUAUUAUGUUAAGAUUAUGGGUCGUCCCACACUGCCAAAGCGGAAGGUGAUGCAAACAUUCCUGAACCAAUUCAACCCAAAGUCUAUAAAGAAACACAGGACUAUCCACAACUUGCUGUUUGUCGGAUUUUCAGAGAAAUCUGAUUUUGAUAUCAUGGUUGGCGCUGAUGGAACUAUGAUUGGACGAUGCAAGCUCAGCGUAAGAAUCUGUUCAAAGGGACCAAAUGCUGGACAAAACGGUGAGAAUACUGAUGAGAGCGCAUCCAAGGAUGAAAGUCAGACUGAAGCCAAAAACGGUGAUCAGAAUGGAUCCAAAACCGAUGAUCAAAAUGAAUCCAAAAGUGGUGAUAAGAGCAGUGACAUCAUAUCUAGUGACCUAGACUUCCAGAUCACAGAUCUCCUGUCUUCGAUAAGGAAGUCUGAAGAAGAAGAUAAGACUAAGGAUUCUGAUAACAGCAGUGCUGAAGUUCAACUUGCAGCUGAACAAGGCAAAAAUGAUACUGACAAAGCAAUUACUGAGAAAGAGGGAGAUAUUGCUAAAGACAAUCAAGAAAAUACUGAUAAAAUUGAAAAUAAGGAUACUGCUUCUGGGAAAGAUGGAACUAAAGAUGGUAAUACGGCUGAGAAAACCGGAGAUGUUAACGCCGUAUCACAAGAAAAUGGUGACUCAGAAAUGGCUGAGCCAGCUAAUGACCCUCAGGCCGAAAAUAUAGCAGUCAAAAAAGAACCAACAGAUACUGAAAAUACCAAUGGAUCUGACACUGUAAUGUCUGAAGUAAAUGAUAAUGCGAAGUCUGAAAACGGCGUCGGAACUGACAUAAAGACUGAAACUUCUGACGAUUCCAAGAAUGCUGGUGACAAUGCUCAGACUGGGCCACCAGAAACCAAAACAACGGAAGAAGAGAAGGCUGAUAAAGUUGCAGAGUUGAAGAGUAAUGCCUCUGGAAGGUCUACACCUUCGAGAACGUCGGCGCGAUUGGCUAACGUGACUCCUAGCACCAUUCGUACACGGCGAGCUAGCAGACUCGCAAAUAACUAAA
Messenger RNA from Helicoverpa armigera (cotton bollworm), 2837 nucleotides. RefSeq lists its product as uncharacterized. The record is from RefSeq and is a predicted model, not a curated record. NCBI's taxonomy places the organism in Eukaryota, Metazoa, Arthropoda, Insecta, Lepidoptera, Noctuidae. The coding region runs from base 122 to 2836 and encodes 904 amino acids. The transcript has 8 exons.